UUUUCAGUUGAGUUUGGAACGCGUAACCGUUAAAACGUGCAGCGGAAUUUCAAGUGUCGCGCUGUUGAAUUCAAAUUGAAACGUUGUCGUAGCCGUUGCCGUUGUCAUUGCCAUUGUUGUUUUUGUUGUUGUUAUAAUUUUUGUUUAUUUUUUUCCCAAAUCAAUUGAUUAUUUUUUUUAUCGCCUGCUUGCCAUUUUCGGCUGUUACUGUUACCGUUACCGUUUGUUACGUGUUUUCGUCUUCGCCGCCAACAUGCAACGCGCACAAUUGAGCUGCGUCCUGAUCCUGGCAUUCAUUGCUUACGCAAAUGCUUUGGCUGUUGGCACACCCGAAUGCCCCGAGAAGCAUGGCGUUCAGGCCUAUGCCCAUACCGAGAACUGUGAUCAGUUCUUCCUCUGCACCAACGGCACCUUGACCCUGGAGACCUGCGAGAACGGUCUGCUCUUCGAUGGCAAGGGCGCCGUGCACAAUCACUGCAACUACAACUGGGCCGUCGACUGCAAAGGCCGUCAAUGGGAUCCCACGCCCAUUUCGACACCUGGCUGUGAGUAUCAGUUUGGUCUGUACGCCGUCUCGAAGGAAUGCUCCACCACCUACAUCAAAUGCGCCCACGGCGAGCCCCACGAACAGGACUGCGAUGCGGGUCUGGCGUACGAUGAACGCAUCCAUGGCUGCAACUGGCCCGAUCAGCUGCUCGAUCACUGCAAUCCCGAGGCUGUUGUUGGCUUCAAGUGCCCCACUAAAGUCGAUCCCAAUUCGGUGGCCGCUCGCUUCUGGCCCUUCCCCCGUUUCCCCGUGCAGGGCGAUUGCCAUCGCUUGAUCACCUGCGUGGAGGGCUAUCCGCGUCUGAUUAGCUGCGGCGAGGACAAGGUCUUCGACGAGCAUACGCUCACCUGCGAGGAUCCCGAAUAUGCCAGCGGCAGUUGUGCCAACUAUGGCAAAUAGUGUGAGCUAGACGAAGAAGAAGAAGAAGAAGAAGAAGA
This is a messenger RNA of Drosophila navojoa, 984 nucleotides long. RefSeq names its product Peritrophin A (gene Peritrophin-A). The record is from RefSeq and is a predicted model, not a curated record. Gene Ontology annotation, molecular function: chitin binding. Gene Ontology annotation, cellular component: extracellular region. Lineage: Eukaryota; Metazoa; Arthropoda; Insecta; Diptera; Drosophilidae.